CCUUAAAACCGUCUCUCAGUCUUCUUGGUGGAUUUCUAGGGCUUCUCUCAUCAAGAUUUUCAGUGUGAUGAGGAUGAAGAUGGUAUAGAUUGUCGAUGUGGGAUUCUGAACUUGGAGUUUUGGCAUGGGAACUGUAAUCAGUAAAGCUGCAAAUGGCAUUGGGGGUGCUCUUGGAAAUGCCUUUGUAGCUCCAAUCAAGACCAUUUUUGGUGAUUCUUGCGAGGGUGUUUGUGCAGGAACAUGGGAUAUAACUUGUUUCAUAGAGCACUUAUGCGUCUCCAAUUUGGUGAAGCUGUUCUUGGUCUUAGGCCUUUGCUACAUAACCUUGUUGUUCUUUUACCUCAUGUUCAAGCUUGGGAUCUUCCAAUGCAUCGGAAGAAGCCUCUGUAAAAUGUGCUAUGCUGCUUGUGAAACCUAUUGGCAUGCAUUGAAAUACAUCACCUGUUUUCUAUGGUACAAGCUCAAGAACACCAAACGCGUGAAUCGUCGACGGCGACAUGAACGGUUCAAAGACUUUGAAUUAGGGCACUACUCAAGUGACACAAGUGAAUCUUCAAACAAUUAUCAAAGCUUGAGCUUUAGUAGGAAGAGGAAAUCAUUUAAAAUGAGAGGAAAUGAUCAUGAUCAUGAUCAUGUUCAUCCCCACGACCACCAUCACCAUCAUCAUCACCACAUGGAGUCGAAGACAAGAGAAGUGUCUCUUCAUGUCAAGCGAGGAUCCCGAAAGGCAAGGAGCUCAAGACAACUUCAAGGGAAGAAGGUGAGAAAUCUUCGAAGAGAGGCAGCCAUGAGUAAAAAGAGGAAGCUCAUGAGGUGAAAACAUGAUUUAGAAAAAUUGUGAAGCAUCAUUAAAAUGACCAUACAUGUAAAUUUAUAAGUAGAACAAAUCUAAUAUA
Molecule: messenger RNA, 896 nt
Organism: Vitis riparia (riverbank grape)
Lineage: Eukaryota; Viridiplantae; Streptophyta; Magnoliopsida; Vitales; Vitaceae
Product: protein HAPLESS 2
Exons: 4
Coding region: 125-817 (230 amino acids)
Source: RefSeq, a predicted model, not a curated record